AUGUCUCUCCACGAGAACACCUUUGGCAAUCCUUUCAAGAAUUGGCCGUUCCCUACCUCGGCCAUCAGGUCCGGUCUUCAUCACGCAUCCCGGAUGGCCAUGAGUACAGCUAUCGACUCAUUGAGGGCCAACUCCCUGAAACUCAAGAGUAGGCCUCGGGUCGAGCAGAUGGCGGAUCGGUUGGCCCCCGGGAGGAACACCAACUCCGGUUCGGUGAGCCAUGCCCCCAGCAACAAGGAGAAUGUUGGCCGCAGGCCGUCUUCCAAAGGAACAUCCUCCCACGAGAAUACCAAUAUCAACACUCGUGGAUCCAGGGCUCCGAUGCAGCCAGUUGUCAACCGUUCCGUUUCUAUUUCAACAUCAAAUAGCGAGCUCACCAACCACAGCUGGCAGAGUGCCAUGACUUCGGAUAGCCAGACCACUAUGAGCCCCGGUGACUCUGCUGAGAGGAACAAGAAAGGUAAACAGCCCGCUGCUUGGUCCUACAACUCGCCCGAGUCGACUCCCGAGAGCGUAUAUGGAGCCAAGGCCCCGGUUUCCGGUGGCGCCAUCACUUCUUCCAGGGACCAUCAGCACCGUGGACAGCACAAGUCAGCCUCGCAAUAUGGCAAGAUGGUCCUAGGAUGCUCCCAAUGUCUCUUCGACCCUAAACUGCAGGUAGCCCCAUGCAGAUGUCUCAUUUGCAUCGACUGCGGCGGCAGGUUCUGGAGCACCAUCUCCUCCACGAACAAUGAAGUGUUCUGCGGAUGUGGCGAGAGAGUUUCCUCCCUGAUCAGCCUCGAUCAGGCCUAUGUUGGCCAGACUGUUAUGGCGUCGCCGGCGGCGUCUUCGCCGUACACACCUUCCAAUAUCUACUCCCCAGCGUCUGUGGGGGCCUCGCCCUCGUCUUCCACGGCCGCAGUUCACUUCACCAGUCCGACACCAGUGAGUAGGUUCCAGCCUUCGCCGUUGAAAAUGGACGACAUGGUCCCGUUCCUACCCACGAUACCUCCGAUCCAGUUUUCGGGUAUUCAGCCGGUGGUUCAUGCGAGGCCCAUGAGUACGAACAAGUUACUAGCAAUGGAUGCGGAAACAGCUAUGAGGAAUGCCCCUUUUGUUGAUUUGGGAAGGAACUCGCUACCGCAGAACUGGAGCUGUGUCAAAAUUGGCAAUAUUCCUUACAACGUUACCUCGGAGGAGCUGCUGGAUUUCCUCGGCAGGAACUCGAACAUCGUCACCGAGGUUGCAGGCAGUAUCGGUAUCCAUGUAAUAAUGGAUAGAUCUACCGGAAAAACAAUGGAUGCAUAUGUCGAGUUCAUGAACGCCAAGGAUGCGUGGAAAUGCGUCUCCCGUCGUCGUUCCAGGGUCCUGGGCAACAGGCACCUCUCAUUGGACGUCGUUGACCCAUCAGAGCUUAUGAAAGACAUAUUUCCGAGGGCUAAGGGGAUAAUCUGGGAGGGAGUCAUGCCUGUUCCUGCAGCGAAUAAGCCGGAGUAUGGCUCGAAAACCGAGAUUAUCUCCCGCGAGGAACUCGUGUUGAUCGUCAAUCACGCGCGGACCCCUCACAGAAGCCCAUUCAGCCGCAAGUGCCUGCAGCGACCUUUCCAGUCGCUCAUGUCGAUCGUCUCCAAGUUUCCUUGGUUCGCGGUGGACCUCUACACUAUCGAGCAGCGGGAUUACAUCUAUCAGUCUCUGCUUACUGCCGUUGAUAUAUUGAAGCGCCAGAUCAAACGGGGAAGGACCCUGCCGAAUCUGGAUCUCGAGCUGCUAAAGACUUUGCUCUGCGUUGGUCUUAGGUGCUCGGGGUUUACGGAUGCCCAGAAAUAUGAGUUGGUCAAGACGGCCGAGUUUGGUGCGGAAGGCAUCCGCGUGGAUUCCGACAUUGCUGUACUCGGUGGGUUCGAGGCCUUGGGCAAAGCUAUCGGUGCGGAGAGGAAAGUCUUAGAAUUUUAUUCUGUUUUACUUGAGUUGUCGAUUACGCCGCGCGCUGAUGAGCAUGGCUCUCAGAUGCACGCUGCCGCGGAGUUAAUUCGGGCGAAAAAUAUCACCAAGCAACAUCCUGAGGAAUCGAAAAAGUCGCACCUUACCAUGGCUGAGGCGUCGGCUGUCGAGUGGAAUAUCAUUCAAAAGGCGAUCAUGAAGGUUUUGCCUAGCAAGCAUUUUGCACAGGAUUCGCAACAGAUGUCUAACACUGCCAAUUCUUCCCAGGCUAUGCAGAAUGAGUAACAGUCUAACCUAUGCCUGCUACCAGAUAUUGUCUGAUGAAUCGUUCAACGUUUUCUUUUUUCUCCGAGGCUCAACUCCUCUUUUCUUUUUUUCUUUUCUUUUUUCUUCAGAUGCUUGUUAAUUCUUCCUUGCUGAUUGAAAAUCUUGUGUUGGUGUAUGAUAUCUUGAAGAGUGAAAAGAGGUCUCGUCUAUGGGCUUCUUAACCUUGCAUUUGUUGGCAAUUGUCUUUUUUCUUUUACAAUUGUAGAAGGAGUGGGGCUGGAUAACUGCGACCUGGAUAGGAAACGGAAAUCUGGAUGCUGUGGAGGGGUACGGGAGGGAUUAAAAGGAUAUGAAAUUAGGAGUGUUUGUGACGAAGUUUUAAUAACCAAAUGGACGACGUUUCCCCCGA
Molecule: messenger RNA, 2596 nt
Organism: Tricharina praecox
Lineage: Eukaryota; Fungi; Ascomycota; Pezizomycetes; Pezizales; Pyronemataceae
Exons: 8
Coding region: 1-2205 (734 amino acids)
Molecular function (GO): RNA binding
Source: RefSeq, a predicted model, not a curated record